AUAUGGCAGCGCUCUUGGAGCAGUCGUGCUCCGUGUAAACAGGUCACUGACAGCUCCAUUUAAGGCUGCACAUCAUAUUUCCAUUAUGGAGUUUUGAGCCAUGAUACAUCCAAGGACGCGGAUGAAAAUCCAAAAAGUGGUCUAGAACUGAAUUGCAUCGGAGCUGUCAUCGACAGCUUCCUUUGCUAAUUUGCUACCAGGUUAAUCAAAGAACUCCUCCCUUUGGAAUGCGGAAUUUAAAAAUUGGGAACAUCUUGAACAAGUUUGACGUCACUUUAUUUAAGAGAUGGUUUAGCCAAAUGGUCACCAUAGAAACACAGGAGUCUUUCACCCUGCCUUGACUGCUGACAUGCUGCAGUGAUUCUUGAAGGACACGUUCUCACAAGCUCUGAAUCAUGAAGAUGUUAAGGAUACGGAUGCUUCCGUAUCCUCAGAGCGUCCUGAAUCUUGUCCACCGCCAUUUGUCCCCCGCUAUCCGCACGCUGUUCAGUGAGACCGGCGUGUGGGAGAGGGAGUAUCGGCCAGAGACCAGAUGCAGAGUGGAGCAAUGGUGGCACCCGCGGAUCAUGGCGCAGUGGCGCAAGGACUCACAGCAGAAGGAUUCAAACCGGGAAAAGUUCUAUGUUCUCUCCAUGUUUCCAUACCCGUCCGGACGACUGCACAUGGGCCACGUGCGCGUCUACACAAUCAGCGACGUCAUCGGCCACUUUCAGAGGAUGAGAGGUUAUCAGGUAUUAAACCCAAUGGGCUGGGAUGCCUUUGGUCUCCCAGCAGAGAAUGCAGCCAUUGAGAGACGUCUUGAUCCAGAGGAUUGGACCAAAAGUAACAUCAAGUCUAUGCGGGAGCAGUUAGACAGCCUCGGCCUUUGCUUUAACUGGGACCGGGAGGUGACCACUUGCCUUCCUGACUACUACAAGUGGACGCAAUAUCUCUUUAUUAAGCUAUUUGAAGCUGGGCUGGCUUAUCAGAAAGAGGGUGUGGUGAACUGGGACCCCGUCGAUCAAACAGUGCUGGCCGAUGAGCAGGUGGAUGAAAACGGUCGUUCUUGGAGGUCUGGUGCUCUGGUGGAGCAGAAGUUGCUUACUCAGUGGUUCAUCAAGACCACACACUAUGGCAAGCCUCUUCUGGACAGCUUGUCUGACCUUCCAGAGUGGUACGGGGUCAAAGCCAUGCAGGCAAAUUGGAUUGGAGAGUGCACUGGCUGCUAUUUUGAUUUCAAACUCAAGGUGAGUGGAGAGGAGACUGGGGAGUGUCUGUCGGCGUACAGCUCCUCCCCAGAGGCAGUGUUUGGUGCAGCGUACCUGGCCAUCCUGCCCUCCCACAGACUUCUUCAUGGGAGCAGCUCAGUCCGUUCUGAGCUAGAGAAAGCCUGUCAGCCAGGCAAAGACUCCCUGACAGAGGUCACCGCUGUCAACCUGUUCACCGGCCACGAGGUUCCUGUGGUGAUAUCUCAGAAAGAGGCUUUUGAUGACUAUCUAGACACUGUGGUUGGCACACCGGACUGCAGUGAGGAGCAUUUAUCUGUGGCCGAAAAUCUGAAUUUAACGUGGAUCAAUGUUCUGAAGAGCAAUGACGAUGGGACUCAAAUUGUCAUUAACUCUGAUAAGUUCUCAGGACUCACCAGAAGCCAGGCUUUUGACUCCAUUACCCAGAAAGCCAGGGAGCUGAAGGUGGGGGGCCACCUUACCAGCUCGAAGCUCCGGGACUGGUUGAUCUCGAGACAGCGUUACUGGGGCACACCCAUCCCUGUGGUGCAUUGUGGGCGUUGUGGCCCAGUUACUGUCCCCGAAAAACAUUUACCAAUAACCUUGCCAAAGCUGCCGUCUCUCACCGGAAAGGGGGCAUCGCCUCUGGAGGCUGCCCACGAUUGGGUCAAUUGCAAAUGUCCAAGAUGUAAUGGCCCAGCAAAAAGAGAGACUGACACCAUGGACACUUUUGUAGAUUCAGCCUGGUAUUACUUUCGUUACGUCGACCCUCAUAACACAGAGAGGCCUUUUGAGCGCCACCUAGUGGAUCACUGGCUUCCCGUGGAUGUGUACAUCGGAGGAAAAGAGCACGCCGUCAUGCAUUUGUACUAUGCACGCUUUCUCUGUCACUUCUGCAACAACCAGGGACUUGUGGCACACAGGGAGCCUUUCAGAAAGCUACUCGUCCAAGGGCUGAUCAAAGGCCAGACUUUCCGACGAGCAGACAAUGGCCAAUACCUAACGAAAGAAGAGAUCGACUUUGCAGGAAAAGAUCCAGUGGCGUUGGGAGGCGGAAGAGUGGAUGUGACAUGGGAGAAAAUGAGCAAAUCCAAACACAAUGGUCUGGACCCCCAAGAGGUGGUGCAGCAGUACGGCGUGGACACAGUCCGACUUUACAUCCUUUAUGCCGCACCGCCUGAGCAGGACAUCCUCUGGAAUCUUAAAAAGGAUGCACUUCCUGGGGUCUUGCGCUGGCAAAACAAACUGUGGCAGCUGGUGACCAAGCUGCGAGGUGCUCGACAACUCGGUGACAUCCCCGACCCCUCCUUGCUGAAAAAGAAGGAGCAGGCAGAGGCCAAGAAAAUCUGGGAGGACAAGAACUACGUGAUUCAAGAGGUAACAUAUUACUUCACGGAGGACUUCUUGUUCAACGCGGCCAUUUCUCGUCUCAUGGGACUUAGCAAUACAUUGAAUAGUGCAACCGUGAGGGUGGUGCAGCACAGUGAGGAGUUUGAGGAUGCUCUGGCCGCACUGAUUACGAUGACGGCACCCAUGGCACCUCACCUGGCUUCUGAACUUUGGGCAGGUCUUUGCCAGGUGAACAACCCCAUCAGCAGCACUCUCCGGCGGGGUGGAGAUGUCCUGUCACAGUCCUGGCCUACUGUGGAUCCCGCCUACCUGGCGACCCCUGACUUUGUGGACGUUUCUGUGCGGAUUAACAACAAAGUUUGCGGGACCGUGACUGUUCCCAUGUUGGUUUCUAAAGAUUUGGAUCAGGUGCAGAAGCUGGUUAUGGAGAGCCCUCUUGGACAGACUGUUUUGAGAGAACUGAAUAUCAAGAGAGCUAUUCUCUCUCCCCGGACUGCCCUCAUCAAUUUCCUAGUCGGUUGAUGGUGGACUCCCUGCAUGUGCAACUGUUUGGUGGGGGGGGGGAAAAAGAGGACUGUUAUACACUGAAAACUCACUCCCGCAUCCGCAUGUCAUCAACGCUAUGUGCGGAAAGAGCCAGUGAAGGCACAUUAAGUUAACUUUUAGCUCCUUUGCGACUCGGCACGACGGAUUCACCACACACACUUGCAUCGAGCCAAUUAUGUAUCAUCACUGUUUUUACCAAUGAUAUCAUUUUAUUUUUGCAGGUGAAUCAUAGUAAUGGUUCAUUUCCAUGUGAAGCAAAUGAGCUACAUUUGAAUUUGCCACUAUGCAAAUAAACAGUAAGAUAAAUAAACUCAAUUUACCUAGUCGUUCCCAUGUGACAGCUGUUCUGAAGCGCAAGUUUGCAUAAACAUUUUAAAACUUUAAAACAAAAAUGAGUUGGACAUACUGAGUACAGCACAAAACAGCCAUUUAAUUUCCCUAAUACAGUUUUGUAUAUUCUUGAUGAACAUUUCAUGUCAUGGAAAUAAUGCAGGAAAUGUAUUUUUGUAUUCUUUUUUGUUCAUGUACGAUAUUUAUGAUUAAUGUGCAAGUUUGUACAGCAAGUUUUACUUCUUUGGUUGCAUAGACAUAAUGUAUUUUUGAACCAAUGCUCGCUUUUAUGUUGGGAAAGUGGUAGAGGACAGAAAAUAAUUUAUCAUGAUUUCAUUUUUUCCCCCCACCUCUAGGAAUUAUAAAUAUUAUGUAAAAAUAUUUUAUUGGUUGCUUUAUUUUUAAUAAAAUCUUUGCGUACAAA
Syngnathus acus (greater pipefish) is the source of this 3855-nucleotide messenger RNA. RefSeq names its product leucyl-tRNA synthetase 2, mitochondrial (gene lars2). The coding region runs from base 396 to 3077 and encodes 893 amino acids. Gene Ontology annotation, molecular function: aminoacyl-tRNA deacylase activity; leucine-tRNA ligase activity; ATP binding. Lineage: Eukaryota; Metazoa; Chordata; Actinopteri; Syngnathiformes; Syngnathidae. Gene Ontology annotation, biological process: mitochondrial translation; leucyl-tRNA aminoacylation. The transcript has 23 exons. The record is from RefSeq and is a predicted model, not a curated record. Gene Ontology annotation, cellular component: mitochondrion.